Messenger RNA from Columba livia (rock pigeon), 1764 nucleotides. RefSeq names its product basic proline-rich protein-like. The record is from RefSeq and is a predicted model, not a curated record. The transcript has 3 exons. Bases 1 to 1296 code for a protein of 431 amino acids. NCBI's taxonomy places the organism in Eukaryota, Metazoa, Chordata, Aves, Columbiformes, Columbidae.
AUGACGGGAGCGGUGUCUCCGCUUAAGUCUUUUCCGCCCCGGUGCCGGGAGGGCGCCGGGCUGGGCAGAGCGCUGUGCGGGGCAGGGCGGAGGCGGCUCCUCGCUUCUCCGCUGCCGCCUUUGUGCCCGGCCGGAGAGCGGGAACCCCGCGGAGAGACCGGAGUAGACGGAAGAGAAGCGAGGAAACCAAGUCAGCCCCGGCCCCGCGGAGCAGCUGGCCGGGAGACCCAUGGUGCCCCUCUCCUCCCUCCCGCCCGCUGCUCCCGAGACCGGAGCUGCCGCCGCCGGAAGGGGAACGCUGCCGGUAAGCGGGAGCGGAGCGCGCCUCCUCCCCGGGGGCGGCUCGUUGCUGCCGCCCAGCCCGCUCCUCGCUUUCCCUCGCGGGAACGGCCGAGCGGAGGAAGAAGUUUCCGAGCCCGGCCGCCCCACGACGCCCUCCUUCCCCCUCCACCCCACCCCAGGCCCCAGAUAUCGAGCCAGUCCGCCCUCACCUCCUUCCGCGCCCGGACAGCUGGCGGCGGCGGGAGCUGCGACCCAGCUGUGCGAGAGCAGCGGCUCCUCUCAGAAUCGCUGCGCCGGCGGCACCGGACCCCGCUCCCACCCGCUGCCUUUCCCCGGGACCCGCCCCCGCCGGCGAGCCGGAGCCCGUCGAGCCAAUGGGCUUUGCCCUGCCCCCCGCCGAGCCAAUGGGCUUUGCCCUGCUCCCCGCCGCCCCCAAUGGCGGCCGCCGACGCGGCCGAGCCCCCCCCGCCGCCCCCGCCCCGCCCGCCGCGCGCCCAGCCGUUGGCCGCUGGGAGCCGCCCGUUGGCGGGGUCCCUGGCGGGGCAGGGGCGCUGGGCCAGGCAGGAGGCGCGGGGGUGGCGUUGUGGCCGCCCCGAGGGGCCGGUGGAGGUGGGAGACUGGUAUGGAUGGCCCUGGCCGAGGCGAAGGUGCCGGGCCCGCCGCGCUGCCCCGGCCGUGCCCCCUCACAGCCCCCUGUUUGCGCUCUGCGGCUGCCCGCACCCCGCCAAGCCGCUCCCGGGCAGGUGGGAAGCCCGGCUGCAAGGGCAUGCAGGCUGUGUUCUGCAGCUGCUGCACAUGGGCCGCUCAAGAGGGUUUGGGGCAAAAAUAUUCGUGUUGUUAAGGAAAAAUAUGGCAGUACAGUUAAAAUACAGUCGAGUGUGCUUCUCCAAGGCGGCUUUCACUAUGAGAAAAACACACACUCCUGCUGCCUCCUCAUUUGACCCGUGUCCAAAUUGCAGUUUAAAGAGAUCAUUUGUGUGGCAUUGUGCUACUGAGACAGUAUUUGAUCUUUGACACAACUUGGCAAAUCCAAUGACUCUCAGUUGCAAAAGCCUUUGAAACACCCUCCCAUUGACCUCACACUGCCCACUGGAGGCAAGGACUUGAAGAUAAGAAAUCUGGAGAGAAAAAUAUGAGCUGAUGUAGUUUCUGUAGGAGCUUAAGAAGGUUGCUACCAAGAUUAUCCCAGACGUUUGUGAGGUUUGCUAGCAGAUCAGAAGAGACCAGAAAUCAUUCCAUGGCUGUGGUGAAAGGAAGUAGCUACCUUAUUAACACUGACCUUCAAUUAACUGGCAACUCUAUCAUUCUUCAUGGCACUUCUCAAAGGAAGCCCUUCGAAAUCAGAUGAGUUUACUGCAUGAACUGGAUGAUUAUCCCUGGGACACAAUGUGGAUGGUAAGGACAAACAGCUGGAGUAAGGACAGUGAGAACAACCAGAACUGGGUCUGCUGCUGAGAGAAUAUUUCUGGUGAAUUGCACCUU